ACAUUUUGAUAAACGUUCAACUUGUUUGCAAUAGUCUUUUAAAUAUUAUACUUGAAACUCUUCGUGCGCGGUUUCAAUUAAGUUUAGUGUUUUUGUUGCUAUUGUUUUUUUUCGUGAGCAGCGCGUAGGUGGAGCGUGCUACAGCAUGUGGCUAUUAAAACGCGACAUUUAACAACAGCUCGGAUUACUUGAAAAUUUCGCAAAAUAUUUUGUUUUGUAAUGUUGGCAACAUUUAUUUGUUGUAGUCGCUGGAGAGGCGUGGGCAACAGUUGCAGCCGCGAUAUGUUUACAUUGUGGCCGUUCAAGUGGACUCUGCUGUUGUUGCUCAUGUUUCUCAUUAACAAAGUGGCAGCGAAAUGGCCACCUGACGCACCGCUGCGCUACUAUCCCCAGCACAGGCCUCGCCAAUACUUUGACGACUUUGCAAUUGAUUCGCGAAAUUUUGACAAUGAAAACUCUAUUGACGGAAACGGAAAUGCCGUAUUUGGCAAAACAAUCGCAGAUGAAAUGACGUUGCGAGAUUUAUUGCAAUCAAAUGAUAUUGAAUUCCCAGCCGAGGAAAGACGUCAGCGGCAACUGCAUUGGCUGGGCAGUUGGUUAUUUGGACAAAUGCGACCGGAAGCGAUGCGAGCGCAACAACAAACAGGCGARUCGAAAACGUCACAACAACAGCAGCUGCAGUUGGCAUAUACACCAAGGUUAGUCGUGCCCUUAGAACCGGCACAAAAGCAACAACAAACACAGCAACAAAAUGAUUAUGACAUWCACGACAACGCAGAUAUUGUUGUCUACAAGAAGACGCCCGAAUUUGUGCCAGGUGAGGAGAAGAGACCUUCACCUGAAAAGGAUAAAGGUGAGAAUAWURUCGUCGCGACUAAUGCGCUGGAAGAGGGUGGGGAGAAACGCUAUAAAACAAUUGACACCUUAACGGAUUAUGAUUACAAACUGGAUAUGAGUGGAGAUAAUGGACGGUAUAAAAUCGAACAACCGUUACGUUCCAAACGUAUUUUAUACGCGCGUAAUAUUGGUCUGGAUUCUGGUUAUAUACCCUACACAGCAUAUCAGCACGAACGACAACAAGAGCUUAACGAGGCAAAGAAGUUGGCUUAUAAACGCAACAAAACCGGCAAUAUGGAUCAAMGGAACUUUCUGCCCUCCAUUAGCGCUGGCGCCAUGACACAUCUGGGCAACUUCUUUACGGAUCUCUCGAAGAAUGUGCGCUACAAUGAGAAAUCCCAACCGUUGAAUCAUGAGGAGGCGAAAUUGCUCGAAGGUCAUCAUCCCUUGCGACAGCUGCAUGAGCGUAUGGUCGGUGAACAUGAGGCAAAUGCGGAGUUAUUGCAUGCGAUUCGGACAUAUCGGCCCUCGCAAAAGAUCCGCUCUUUGGUGGCGAUGAAUCCGCGCGGCUAUCAUGGCGCACAAUUUAUCGAUCCCAAUUACAUGUGGGUGGGUUUGGGUAAAUAGCGACACGCGCGGCGGCGUUGUGGUAGCUGGCAUUGUGCCAUUGAUCCGCCUUGUUGGCAUGGAGUAAGAGAAUGAGGUUCUCAAGUGCCCUGCUCUCCUUCUCAUACACUCCACUCCACUCCACACAUUCCACCACACUCCACCACACCGCGUUUGAAGAGUUACAACGAAACACCAUGGAUGCAAAUAUGUUAAUUAGAAUGAAGCAAAUAUGUCUGUGAAUAUGAUUGGCUGAAGUCUUUUCCAUCCCUCAGUUUUAUAUAUUGAAUUUGUACCGAUGUGUUGUAUUCUUUUUUUUAAUUCUUUUUGAGAAAAUUUCGAGUCAAAAGUGUGUAUGCUCCUUCUCCGCACCUAAAAUUCAGCUCAUUAUAAAUAAUAUCCUUAAAAUGUGUGAAUUUAUUCGUAAACAAAUAUUCAAAUGGUAUAUACAUACAUAGAUACAUAUAKUAGUAGCUGCAA
Messenger RNA from Bactrocera latifrons, 1923 nucleotides. RefSeq lists its product as uncharacterized. The transcript is spliced from 4 exons. Bases 220 to 1464 code for a protein of 414 amino acids. NCBI's taxonomy places the organism in Eukaryota, Metazoa, Arthropoda, Insecta, Diptera, Tephritidae. The record is from RefSeq and is a predicted model, not a curated record.